Hyla sarda is the source of this 7480-nucleotide messenger RNA. It is a transcript of the gene DGKH, whose product is annotated as diacylglycerol kinase eta. Gene Ontology annotation, biological process: intracellular signal transduction; lipid phosphorylation; diacylglycerol metabolic process. The record is from RefSeq and is a predicted model, not a curated record. Gene Ontology annotation, molecular function: protein binding; ATP-dependent diacylglycerol kinase activity. The transcript has 31 exons. Lineage: Eukaryota; Metazoa; Chordata; Amphibia; Anura; Hylidae. The coding region runs from base 275 to 4021 and encodes 1248 amino acids.
AAUUGAAGAGUUUAUUAAAACAGGUCGCCGAUACAGAUUUUGGCCGUUUCCCGCUAUCCUCAUGCCCUCUCAUAUGUAUUGAGGCGCACGCUCAAUGAGCGGCACUGUGUGGAGAAGCCUGUAGUCUAUAUAGAUGCGCACUAUUGACUUGUGAUCCAGGGAUGGACGGGGGAAUGACGUUACGGUGGGAGGGAGACACUUCUGUACGGUGGUGCUAUGCAGCUGGAGAAGUGAAGUAACCCUGGAGACAUUUGGAGGGGCGGAGUGUGACAAGAUGUCCGGAAGCAGCAUGAUGAGGGAUCCUCCGGCCGGGACAACUUCAGGCUCUGUCGCGGGAGAAGAGUCCUCAGACAGCGAGGGCGAGCAUGAGGGACCCCAGAAACUCAUCCGUAAGGUGUCCACCUCUGGGCAGAUCCGCAGCAAGACAAGUAUCAAAGAAGGAUUAUUACUGAAGCAAACCAGUUCAUUUCAGAGAUGGAAAAAACGCUAUUUUAAGCUCCGGGGCAGAACCCUUUACUAUGCCAAGGAUUCAAAGUCUCUAAUAUUUGACGAGGUUGACCUGUCAGACGCCAGUGUAGCAGAAUCAAGUACAAAAAAUGUCAACAACAGCUUCACGAUAAUCACUCCUUUUCGAAGACUCAUAUUGUGUGCAGAGAACAGGAAAGAAAUGGAGGAUUGGAUCAGCUCUCUAAAGUCGGUGCAAUCCAGAGAGCAUUACGAGACCGCACAGUUUAAUGUGGAACAUUUCUCAGGAAUGCAUAACUGGUACGCCUGCUCCCACGCCCGCCCUACCUUCUGUAAUGUGUGUCGAGAAAGCCUUUCUGGGGUCACCUCUCAUGGACUAUCUUGUGAAGUGUGUAAAUUUAAAGCUCAUAAGAGGUGUGCUGUAAGAGCUACAAACAACUGCAAGUGGACAACACUAGCUUCCAUUGGCAAAGAUAUCAUCGAGGAUGAGGAUGGUAUAGCAAUGCCUCAUCAAUGGCUAGAAGGAAACUUGCCUGUCAGUGCCAAAUGUGCAGUAUGUGAUAAAACAUGUGGCAGUGUGUUACGCCUGCAGGAUUGGCGGUGCCUUUGGUGUAAGACAAUGGUACACACUGCAUGCAAGGACCAAUACCCUAGAAAAUGUCCCCUUGGCCAAUGCAAAGUAUCUAUAAUACCUCCUACAGCACUCAACAGUAUAGACUCUGAUGGGUUCUGGAAAGCGACCUGCCCCCCCUCCUGUGCCAGUCCUCUACUUGUCUUUGUAAAUUCCAAAAGCGGAGACAAUCAGGGUGUGAAAUUCCUCCGAAGAUUUAAGCAGUUGCUGAACCCCGCUCAGGUGUUUGACUUGAUGAACGGAGGACCUCAUUUAGGUUUACGAUUAUUUCAGAAGUUUGAUAAUUUUCGAAUACUUGUAUGUGGAGGCGAUGGAAGUGUUGGUUGGGUUUUAUCUGAGAUAGAUAAGCUUACUUUGCAUAAACAGUGUCAACUAGGAGUCCUUCCUCUGGGUACUGGAAAUGACCUGGCACGAGUGCUUGGUUGGGGCGGUUCCUGUGAUGAUGAUACACAGUUGCCUCAGAUAUUGGAGAAGUUAGAAAGGGCAAGCACUAAAAUGUUGGACAGGUGGAGUAUAAUGUCGUACGAGUUGAAAUUACCAUCAAAAAGCUCAAUACUUCCCAUAUCUCCAGAAGAGGAGUCUGAAGACUGCCAGUUUCAGAUUUCUGCAUAUGAAGACUCAGUAGCUACUCACCUGGCGAAGAUUCUCAAUUCAGACAAGCAUUCCAUAGUAAUAUCUUCUGCAAAGGUUUUAUGUGAGACUGUAAAAGAUUUUGUGGCAAAAGUUGGUAAAACGUAUGAGAAACCACUGGAGAAUUCAGAGGAGGCAGAAGUGAUGGCAUUGAAGUGUUCUACAUUGAAUGAAAAGCUUGAUCUACUACUUCAGACUCUUCAUGCAGAAGCUCAGGCAGCGCCAUUGUUGGCACGUUUAACACCACCUAUUGUAGAAGAGGAGGUAGAGGAAGAAUUCUCUAGUGAAGACUCCCUCUCUGAGAGCAAGGAGCAGUUGACAGACAACAUUGCAAAGUCUUCCACGCCAAAGCUCUUCAAACCGCGGGAGCAACUCAUGCUGCGAGCCAACAGCUUGAAAAAAGCAGUCAGGCAGAUCAUAGAACAAGCUGAAAAGGUGGUGGAUGAGCAGAAUGCCCACACUGAAGAACAAGAGAACCAGGCUGCAGAAGAGUACAGGAAAGAGUUAGAAGAGUCAAGAGAGGAGGAAAAAGAUGACGACACUAAGGAACUGGAUUCUCUAUCAGUAAAAGCUGCUCCACGUUCUCCAGACAGACGUGCAAGUCGUAGUGCUUACUCCCAAAGCGGCUCCUUCUCCAGUCCCCCAUUAGCAUCCAGUAAGGAAAAUCUUCCCGUGUUAAACACUAGAAUUAUCUGCCCAGGAUUGAGAGCCGGACUAGCAGCUUCCAUUGCUGGCAGCUCAAUUAUUAACAAAAUGUUAUUGGCAAAUAUGGAUGCAAUUGGUGCAUCACCUUUUAUUGAUCCUGAAUCAGACUCCUUAGAAGGUUAUUCAGAAAAAUGUGUUAUGAACAACUACUUUGGUAUUGGUUUAGAUGCCAAAAUUUCCCUAGAAUUUAACAACAAACGUGAGGAACACCCUGAAAAGUGCAGAAGCCGUACAAAAAACAUGAUGUGGUAUGGAGUCCUUGGAACCAAAGAGUUACUGCAAAGAACUUAUAAGAAUUUGGAGCAAAAGGUUCAGCUGGAGUGUGAUGGCCAGUACAUCCCCCUUCCAAGUCUCCAGGGCAUUGCGGUGCUAAACAUCCCUAGCUAUGCUGGCGGCACCAAUUUCUGGGGUGGAACUAAAGAGGAUGAUAUAUUUGGUGCUCCUUCAUUUGAUGAUAAAAUCCUGGAGGUGGUUGCAGUAUUUGGGAGCAUGCAAAUGGCAGUCUCUAGAGUGAUCAAGCUUCAGCAUCACAGAAUAGCUCAGUGUCGAUCUGUGAAGAUCACAAUCCUUGGAGAAGAAGGGGUUCCUGUACAGGUGGAUGGAGAAGCUUGGAUCCAGCCUCCUGGUGUGAUAAAAAUUGUGCACAAAAACCGGGCCCAGAUGUUAACCAGAGACAGAGCGUUUGAAAAUACCUUAAAGUCCUGGGAAGAUAAGCAGAAGUAUGACUCCUGCAAGCUGGCCAUUCGAUCCCAUCUGUACUCUCCACAAGCAGUAGAAUUGGCUUCAGAAGAAGAGGUUACACUGAUCAAUCUCUGCUCACAGGCUGCUGAGGAACUUAUAUCAAGAAUAUGUGAAGCUGCAAAAACACAUGGUUUGCUGGAGCAGGAGUUGGCGCAUGCAGUGAAUGCAUGCUCACAUGCACUUAAUAAAGCCAAUCCCAGGUUUCCUGAGAAUCUAACUAGGAACACUGCCAUAGAGGUGGCCAUGAAUGUGAAGGCACUGCACAACGAGACAGAAUCUCUCCUGGUUGGGAGAGUCCCACUGCAGCUGGAAGCCCACCAUGAAGAGCUUUUGUCUAAUGCACUGCACGAUGUGGAAGUAGAAUUAACUAAGCUAGCAGAGAUUCCCUGGCUUUACUAUGUGUUACAGCCGGAUGAGGAAGAGGAUCAUCCUCUGGAAUAUACAAAAAGGAACAGUAGAAGCACAGUAUUUCGUAUAGUGCCAAAGUUUAAAAAGGAGAAGGCUCAGAAGCAUAAGACGAGCCCUCAGCCUGCACUGCAUUCCUGUUUUCCACUCUUUGGCCUAACCUAUGCUUGUUAUGCAUUUGUGCAUGUACAAAUUAAGGGGGUUUUGCUCUUAACUUUGUUAGUUCAAAAAUGGGGCACAGAUGAAGUUGCAGCUUGGCUGGAUCUGCUGAGUUUGGGAGAGUACAAAGAAAUCUUCAUCCGUCAUGACAUCCGAGGUUCAGAGCUAGUGCAUCUGGAAAGGCGGGAUCUUAAGGAUCUGGGGAUAAUGAAAGUGGGUCAUAUGAAGCGAAUUCUACAGGGAAUUAAGGAGCUUGGCAAAAAUACAUCUUUUUCUGAAGUGUGAAGGCGCAGCUAGUGUCCCUGCAUGGAGCAAGGCUGGCACAGUGGCUCAAGUUGUUUCAAGGCACUGUGGGGUUUAAGUUUACUAUUUCAGUGAAAGGUUGUAUACAGCUGGAAAGAGAAUGGUUAUGCAUUAGCGUUUGUGCCAAAAGUAGCAAAAAAUUCAUUCACAAAGUUUGUUAAAGUUGGGAUCUGCACUUGAAAUAUGUGGCUUAACUCAUUCCAAGAGACUGUGGGUUAGAUAAAAAGCCACCUCGGGAUGUGUUGGCACAUUUUUAAAGCUGCCGUCUGCUUUGUAUGACAACAUAUCAUUUUAUGGCAAAAAGUUAAUGUGCUAGCUUGUAUGAGGCCCAUACCUCCAAAUAACAGGGGAGGCCAAGAUGCAAUUGAACCAAGCCUAUAUGGGUAGCCUCAGGUACUGCUCAUUCACUGGCCAAGGAGUUUUAUUCUAAAACACUUUGUAUAAAGUGAAUGCAAUCUACAGUAAAUGCAUGGAGUGCCUGUUGAAAUUGUAUUUCAGUUGCAUGACAUAUCUGAUACAAAAAUGUAAAAAAAAAAAAAAAAAAAAAAAGGAAAAAAAAACUUGAACAACUUUUAUAUUAAUUUUAAUAUGGAUUAAUUUAUUACUACUGAUGUGUCUGUUGGUUUUAAGGCACUUUUCUAUUAGUUGUUGUAUAUUUUUGCAUGACUAUGGUCACUGGCCGGGGGAUUGUGGAUGUGAACAUGUAGCCUAUGUGCCAUGUAUCCUAACAAAAUGAUGUGCAUUAUGUAUGUUGUACAUAUUUAUUCUAGUUAGUCAAUAUUGUUUAGUAAUUAAUACUGAUAAAAUUAGGUUAUUACAAAUUUCCAUUCUGCAAAGAUGGUUACCUCACAACAUAUUUUCUCUUGGAAAUUCUUAGGGACUCUUUUCAAUGCCUUAUAUUAUGUUUGAUUUAUAGGUCUAAUAUAGGGAAUUUAGCAGCAGUCCUAGGGUCAUAAUCCUCAAUGUAGCAAUAGUAUAUAAUGAUGGUGGUCUUGCCACCAGCGAUUUGGUAGCAUAUACAGAAUACACAACCACAGAUAUGGCCAAGAUGCCUACCCAUUUGCUCAUUGCACCACAUUUUUUUUUCACGAACUUUCUAAAGUUUCUGUGGAUUAAGAAUAUUUGUUUAGUUCCAUUUAGGUAGUCUGUUAAAUUCUGCAUGCUAUUUAAACCCUCUGAUCUUAGAGAGCUUUAUAGGUCUGCACACAGUACAGAAUGUAAUGUAAGACUUGCUGCAUUGCCUCUUAGAAGGAUAGUGCCAUAUGAUCGCUGUUGUUUACAGUUAUUGUACAUGUAUGGUGUUCUUCCAUACUGCAGACUUCACUUAUGUGCUGCUGUAAAUGUUCUAUUUAUCAUACAAUCGAUUUGGAGAUGAAAUUGGAGAUGUGACCUUGCUAGACUGGUCUUGAACCUUGCCGCACUGGACUUGCAGAUGAUGUAUGCCUGGCACAUCUGACUGCUUACUUAGGUAUUGGAGAACCCCUUUAAAGUCUGGUCUGCAUGAUUUGUUUCUGUUUCAAUAUCCUUUAGAUCAGGACUAGGCACAUCCCAGGAUCCUUUGUAACUCGUAUGCCUAGGAGUUAGCUAAUGAGAUGCAAAUUACUUUUUGUAUCGAGGUCUAGAAAAACACAUAUAAUGGGCCACUAAAAUGUCUGCCUGGCUCCUAACCUCUACACUCUUUGUCCAUUCCAGAUUUAGUUUUAUAGAUCACAGAUAUUCCAGUUUACAAGUUUCCCCACUACCUUGCAAUAUAAGUCAUUGUGUCUGACACGAUCCAGCUGUAACAGCUGUCAACAGAACAGCAAGGUGUUUGGUCUUCUAGCAAUCGCAGCACCAGACCUUGAGGUCAUAUGGGCACGGAUGGACAGACACCAUAUUGUAUGAUCACCUCCAUAUGUGAGUUAAAUAGAAAAACAAUUUUCCUCCCAAGCUAUGUACUAUUUAAUGUCUUUGACUUAAUCUAUGGGUUAAAUAGCAGUAUUUGCCUUUUUGGAACUUUUGUUACAAAUAGGGUGACCAUUCUGUACAAGGAUUUCACCAAUAAUUCUUAGUUUAAGGCAGUGAUUGCUUUUAAACACUGUGCAUUUUCUUUGCUGCCUUCUUAGGGAAAGUUCUGUCUACCAAAUGGUUUUUCGUUUGUGUGGGCAACAAGUGCACUUGUGAUCGCUAUAACACUGCCAGUGGAAGAGCCAGGGCAUCUGAGUGGGUACACCUUUGUAUAGCAUUUUAUAUCCAGUUCAUUAUUGCAGAGAAUAUAAACAUAAUGGUUGAUACAAAGCUUGAUGGUUUUUUUUUCAGGAAAGGUCAUUGGUGGCUCCACCAUUACAAAAACCUUUUGUAGACAUUUUAAUAUACAGUAAUAUCAGCUUAUCAAAGAGAGAGGAAAUAUUUCAAGAUUACACCUUCUUAAAGCUACCACAACCUCCCCUUGCAUAUUGUCAUUAAAAAGCUCAUACAUUUCCAUAAAGAGUUUGGAAGAUUUGUGUCUUCAGUUAUGGAUGAUUUUGCGUAGUAGAACAUCCCUGCUUUCUGGAAAAGCAGGACAGUCUUUGUGCAAUAUUUCUACUUUAAUAAAGCGCAUGUUAUGUUUUUGUGGGGUAACGUAUCACAUGAAGCCUAUAAUAAAGAGGUUACCAGUGCACUACUUUAAUACUGUAUCUGUUUGAAAUCUAAAUAUCUCACUGCUAUGCAGUUGACCUGCAUAUUUGUAUAUUAUGUUUCAGCACUGUAUCAACAUAUAUAAAGUUUUAUGAAACUAUGUGUAAGUAAUAUUGACUUUUUUAAACGUGGAUGUUAAUUUCCGGUGUUAAGAUGUGAGAGUUUUACUUUUAUCCAUUUUACUAUAAAUUAAUAUUGCCUCACUAAAUAUGUAUUUACUGGUAUUUCUUCAAAAGGGUUACUGUGACCACGUCAUGUAAUUGUUAAAUCGGAUUCUUCUUCCUGCAGGCUGUUUUUCUAGCGUGCUCACUGAAACAUUAUGCAUUAGGCUCACAAAUAUCCAAAGCUGCCAAUAAAAUAACCAUUUCAUAGCUGAAAUUACAAAGCUUAAUGUUACUUAUCCCUACUAUGCUAUAUAGAAACUGAUUACAGGGGUGCCUUCACUGUUACACAUUGACUACAUCAAACAGAUACUAUGUAUUCUUAUUCUAUCAUUUUGCUUUGAAUUGACCUAUCAUAAAUUUGUCUUGCAUUUACAAACAGUUUCCUAUUGUAAUAACAUGAGUUGCUUGGGCAAUCCCAACUUUACAUUUAGGUGGUAUCAUUCAGUACAUUUACAUCCUUUAAAGGGGUACGCCGGCCCUAAAACAUCUUAUCUUAUAAGAUGUCUGAUCGCUGGGGACCCCCGCAAUCUCGCAUGCAGCACCCAACUGUGUCCGCUGCACAGAGCGAUGAUCACUCAGUGUGUAGGGCUUCACGACUAUGGGGCCAGAGUAUCGUGAC